GCCAGUCAUCUGAAUGGAGAGAAGGAUGCCGAGGAGCUUCAUGGGUACAGUGGCUGUGUGUGUGUGUGUGUUUUCGCCUGGUAAUGUGGUGGUCGUGUGUUGUGUUUUGAACUGAGGGGGAGGAGACAGAGACACAUCAGCAUCUGAAUGAAGCGUGCGAGCCGUCUGAAAGCGCUGCGAGUCUGGGCACACGGGGUAAACAACACCGCCACCAUCUUACUACCGUUUAUAUGCUUUUCUCCUCAAUGGACGGGCUAUUGUUCAACCCGCAGAUGAUGGCGGACGUCAACGGCAACAGUAAGAUAAUGAACGCAGAGCUGGAGGUGAAAAAGCUCCAGGAGCUCGUGAGGAAACUGGAGAGGCAGAACGAGCAGCUCAGGACGAGGGCGAACGCCGCGAACAACUGCACCUCCAGCGCCCGUCUCGGCCCAGACACCGGGAAUUACCGCCUUUCCCCCUCCUGUGCUCCGUCUUUCGGACUGUCGGACGAGCACUAUCCGUAUUUUCACCCGCAGUCGGCGACUGGUGCUGAGGAGGAGGAGGAUGCUACUGCGCUGGACGAGGUGGAAGUGCUGGACCUUCUCGUUGUUCUUCCCGUCGACGGAGAGUCUGAUUACAGCUGGUUGUACGUGUCUCCAAAAGCAAAGCUGUUUCCUCAUCUUCUCCUCAGUCCUCUUCAGUGGUGCAGACAUGUGCUGGACAACCCCAGACCAGAGGUGGAGUUAGCCAAACGCUCGCUGUGCUACAAACUGGACCAAGCCAAAAGAUGGAGAGGCGUCCUCUCUUCGAGUGUCCUGUACAGUCCUGUAGAUGAACUCUCUUCUUUAAGCAGCUGUUCUAAACCCUGUACUAAACCUGCACUAACUGAGCAAACAGAUCCGCCUUCGCCAAACCAUCAGAAGUCUCUCACGGGGAGAAACUGCUCAAGCUUAACCGAAAGAUCUCCCACAUUCCUCUAUCACACGGCUACACAAAGUAAUAGUCACCGUCCAAGGCCUCUCAGUCCUCAGUCGUCCGUCGACAGUGAGCUCAGUGUCUCUGAGCUGGAGGACGACUCCAUCUCUAUGAGCUAUAAGCUUCAGGACAUGACUGAUGUGGAGGUCAUGGCACGACUGCAGGAGGAGAGUCUGCGUCAGGAGUACGCGAGCACCGCCGCCACAGCCACGCGCCGCAGUGCUAGUUUUUCGGUGCACGCAGGCGCCCGCAGGAGCAUGAGGAUGGAGGCCGAGCUGGAGGAGGAGGAGGAGGAGGAGGAGUACGAUCAGCUGUCCGCUCCACAGCCGCGGCUCUUCCGGACGUCCUCCAUGCAGCGCAGCACGUCCCACUCCCAGAGCCUCUCCGGCACUCUCUCGUGCCGCCGCAGCCCCUCCACGCCUCAGUACCUCAGCGGCCUGUCCUUCCAGCAGCUGCACAUGCCCAGCCCCAGCUCAGCCACAGACUCCCAGAGCUACAGAGCCAACGCAGACAAGCUACGGAGGAGCAUGCCAAACCUAAUUCGAGCUCCCAGCAUUCCCAGCGUCAUCAGUGUGCCUAACGUCCCCGCUCCGACCGCUCACGUCGCCACGCCGUCCUCAUCUUUGUCGUUACUCCGAAGCAGUCAGAGUUUUGAUUCCCACAGUGGCCUGACCAAGAUACAGUCCGCAAUUCCCUCUCCGGGCCAGUUACAGCAGCGAGUUCAGAGCGUGGGCAACUUCUCGACACGGCCUCCUCUGAAAGCCACGGCCUACGUGAGCCCCACCAUCCAGAGUGCCACCACAAUGCCUUCCUCUGUUAGCCUCAACUCUCUCCCCAGCAGCAGCAUCCCUCUCCCCGGCAAACCCAGCGCCCCUUCCUCCGGUCGCAGCGCUCUACCUCGGCCUGCUUCCUUUGUUGGGACGAGCGGGGCCUCACGCAGUAAAAUUGCCCAGCCCAUGCGCAGUCUCCUGACCCCGCCGAAGAGCGUCUCUGCUCUGAGCGCCCUGCGUGACGGCAGCUGGAGGGACGGCUGCUAUUAAACCCCUCACACUUUACACGUCUCAGGCCCAGCUGGCUGGGCGCAGCUAGACCCGAAGUGGGAAAAAAGUCAACAUCAAGUGAUUCGGAGUUGAAAAGCACUGUUAACAAAUGCAAUACAGCACCACUGCAAUAUGCCCGACGGCUGAAACCCAGAGCAUUAUGCAUACAAGUGUUUACGUGCAAAUAAUUUGCCUAAUCGCAGCACAAUUUUUUUAACCAUCCAAACCAAUUGUCGAAUGAUAUUAACUAUUACACAUGACCGCAAGGACAGUAUUGGUUUCGGUAGAUGUUAUAAUUUAAUAAGCAUAAGUCAUUGUCUCUCAAAUAGCACUUUUACUGUUAACUUGCAUUGUUACUUUAGAUAACGAGUAUUGCCAGAGCAGUACCCGAUUGGUUUCCGUUGCGCAAGUUGCAUUUUUUUAAAUAACGUUGUCGAUUAUGUUGCAACGCGCGGCAAGCGAACUAUAGGGGUGAUCUGAUGCAUUUGUGAAAGCAGACGAAAUGGACCGUGAAGCGCCGUAUAGCGCUGUUGAAGUAGAAAUGCGGCUCGGAGCAAACGGCAGCCGUUUCCAGAUUGUACGUUCACGCGAUGCUCGUGAUGCAGAGCGCCGCGGACAAGACAUUUGCACAUUAAAAGGGGACUUUUGCAUUUCUUUAUUUCGAAGAACUGGUUUACGGUGGAAGGGAAUGGAAAGGAUGCUUUCCAGUGUUGAAUAAAAAGGCUUUUGAACCGAAA
This is a messenger RNA of Puntigrus tetrazona (Sumatra barb), 2731 nucleotides long. RefSeq names its product SLAIN motif family, member 1a (gene slain1a). The record is from RefSeq and is a predicted model, not a curated record. Gene Ontology annotation, cellular component: microtubule plus-end. The coding region runs from base 231 to 1994 and encodes 587 amino acids. Gene Ontology annotation, biological process: positive regulation of microtubule polymerization; microtubule nucleation; cytoplasmic microtubule organization. The transcript has 9 exons. NCBI's taxonomy places the organism in Eukaryota, Metazoa, Chordata, Actinopteri, Cypriniformes, Cyprinidae.